AGUGCUUGUGUCUUUAUGCAUGACUAGGACGCGACUAUUGAAUUUCUUGAUGAAAAGGGGUGGCCCAUUUUCAGAGCAAAGGGCGUUAUUCACCUUUUAAAUGAAAAGACAUUUAUGGAAAUAAGAGCGUACGCUAAAUAAAUGAAAUAGAACUGUUGGUGUUUCAAGGAAAUAUAUUUCGUAAAAUUUAUAAGUGGAAUAUUGUUAUUUUUCAAAAGCGGAUUUUUAAAAAUAAAUUUGAAGAUAUAUUUUGGUGUUGCUGUCAAACAGAUGUGGAUAUUUUUCUAGAACUGAACUGGAUAUUUCUAAUGAGAUGAGAAACUUUAAAGAAGGUCUGCUUUUAAUUACACUGUUUUAUGUAACGGCUAUAUGUCUAAAACAAUGUUAUGGAGCUACGCAAGCCCCGAACACGGGACAACCUACGCAGGACGGGACGACCACCCCGACCGCUGAGACAACCACGACCGCAACCACGACGACGACUGCAGGAACAACGACCUCGACAGAAGCACCCACGACCACCCAACAGGAUACAACAACUCAAGCUGCAACAACUGCGCAACCAAAGCAAUAUUGUGGAGAUUCUUCAAAUGGUCUUUUUCUUCCGUUUGGUGAUGCAGAAGGUGAUACUCGCCUGAAUAAGAUGGCCGACGGUUGCCAUGCGCCCUCAGCUCAAACUAACGAUUAUAAAGUGGCGUUCGAGGAUAAAUGUUUCAAGAAGUUUCAUAUAUGUGUUAACGGCCUAGUUUGCUUACAAAACCCUUACAAUGGUUAUGUUGUGCCAAACCACGGACAAAAAGUAAAUGUCUUCAACAAUAGAUAUUGUAUGGCACCGUUCUUGACGAAUUUGGAUACUACGAACGGCGGAGACGUCUGGUUCCACGAAUACGACAUUACAGUCGAUUGCAGUUUGAAAACUGACUCCGCGGUACAGAAGGCUCAAGAACUUUUCGCAAAAGAGACUGGCGAUCUUGCUUCAAGCUUUAGUCCCGUAUAUGUUCUUGUUGUAACAUGGGAUUCAGUUGCGAGAGAAGGCGGGCCCUCAUCAGAAACUGUAACGUUCCAACUGCUUUAUGCGUCGAAUGGGAUUACUGCGUACUCGUUUUACGUGUACAAGCAAGGCGGUAUGGGUAUACCAACAGGAGAGGUGUUCAUCGGACAAAUUGUCAAUGGGGCACCGGAAGGCGUUUGGAACGCGGCGGUCAGUGACGACCAAUACAGAGGUGUAGAUGAGACACUUUCUUGGUCAGGCGGUGAAUGUUACGGGGCCACAGCAUACUCUCACAGUGCGAGUGCGUGCCAAAAUACCCCUGAAUUAACUUGUAAGAAAUGGCACAGUUGUGAAAAGCAGAAUAAGGCAACGUACUUGACGCAGUUUAACUCUCUACCACGUUGUCCGUGUUCUAGCGCCCAGACUGGUGCCAAUUUCGUCCCAAAAAACAUCUCGACAAUUACCACAGAAUAUUUCGUUCUGAACUCCGCUGCGGUGGACAUUGACUAUGGAAAGACAUGCGGGUAUCGAAUACUAGAAUCCGGGAGUACUUCUUUCGUCAGCACUGGAAACUAUCGUGGAUCUUUCGCAAAGAAUAAUCCCAUAUCAAAGAAAGCCGACUACCAACAGUACGACCGUUACUAUAGAAAUGUGUGUUGCGACCAAGCGGAUUUAUGUGACCUUUACUUUGACGUGAGGCCCGCAUCACAGAACUGCACAUCUACUUCGACCUCGGCAACAAGUAAUUCCGCUGGCGACCCUCACUUCACCACCAUCGACGGGCUGUCUUACACGUUCAAUGGACACGGCGAGUAUCAUCUCCUUAAUAUAGACAACAUCGGUUUUGGAAUACAGGCGAGAACGGAGCGUGUUCUUGCCGUUAACGGAACGUCUGCCGACGCUACUGUUUUCACAGCGUUUGCAGUAAAGGGUACUGAUUUUUGGAUGCAGGUUGAAUUGAACUCCGAUCGCACAUUACUUUCCGUUUUGUCAGGGACAGGGAAGUCUUUGGAGAAUCACGUAGAUCACACGUUAAAUUACUACUCACAAGGAAAUGAGUUUAACGUGAACGAAGCACAUCUUUCUAUGAGACGAACUGGAGAAACACUUUUUGUGACAUUCCCGGAGGCAGGAGUCGUUAUGAACAUAACAAAGGGUGUUGGACUGUUAAGUUCUAUUUUCUCAAUUGGCAUUGAACACAAGACUAAAACAUCGGGCCUGCUCGGCAACUUCAACGGACAGACAAACGAUGACCUCAUUCCGAGAAACUCUGACACAGCAAUCCCUGCAUCCAGCAAUGACGAAGCCAUAUUCCUUAAUUUCGGAAAGACAUGGGCCACAAAUAAGAGUGAAUCGGAGUUUGCUUACCCACCAGGCAAGAUGCAUGCCUCGUUCAAUUUCCCAGACUUCACACCUCUAUUCGAGUCAUCAUUUUCUGACGAACAACUUGCUGAAGCCAGGAGUAAAUGUGGACUUGAAAAUAAACAAUGUAUUUUCGACUUUUUAUUGUCUGAUGAUGAAACACUGGCUCUCGGUACAUUAACAGCAUUCGAUGAUUUUCGUGAAGUAACCAUAAUCGCAGAAAACCAGAUACCGACCAUAGACGUUAUUUCCGGAGCAACGGAAACUGAUGGAGCGUAUUACUUGCAAGCAACACUUAAUUCGGCAAAUACCGUGCAAGUCAAGGCGACGGACGACGGAACAGUAACCACUGACGUAACGUCAGAUAUCAGUGGUAUACAGAGGACGAACAAUCCUGAUGGAUCUGUGUCCGUAGUUUUUACUUUAACAAGUUCGAAUCCCGUAUCACUAAGCUUUGUCGCCACAGAUAAUUUGGGCGUGGUAUCCCCUCAGCUAGUAAUAACUAUUGUGUUGUGUCAAGGAUGUUCUACCCACGGGGCAUGCAAUUUCACAGUCUUCCAAGAAACAGGGACCGUACUCGACAACUUCAAGUUAGCUCUGUGCACGUGCGAUGAGUAUUGGGAAGGGGAUAACUGUGAAAUUGAUUUUGACGGAUGUGCAGCCGCACCGUGUUUCGAAGGUCAGAAUUGUACGGACACAAAUGCCGAUGCAAACAAAGCUGACCCAAACUUACCAGCUUAUACUUGCUCUGCCUGUCCCAAUGGAUAUGAAAGCAAUGGUGCAAAAUGUGCAGACAUAGAUGAGUGUACACCUACCAACCCUUGUACCGGCGGAACAUGUGUAAAUACUGCAGGAAGUUUCAGAUGUGAUUGCGAUUUGGGUUACAGGCUAGACACUGACAAGGUCACAUGCAACGAUAUAAACGAGUGUGAUGAAGAAACAGAUGGUUGUGAUCAGAUUUGUGUUAAUGAUGUCGGUAGCUUUACGUGCUCUUGUCAGACUGGAUAUAAACGUAAUGCGGCAAACACCGCUUGUGAAAUAGACGCUACCGACACAACUGUACAAGACGCUUGUCUGAGCGCCGGAUGUGAGAAUGCUGAUGGUUGUACUGUAGACGAGAAUGCUAGCGGAAUCUGUUUCUGUAAUGCUGGCUACACACUUAACGAAACUGACAAUACAUGUGCAGAUACAAACGAGUGUGAUUUGGGUGUAUGUUCUCAAGACUGCACAAACACUGAAGGCAGUUACACGUGCAAAUGCUAUAUUGGUUACGAACUUGCUGCAGAUAAAGUAACGUGCAAUGCAUGUACGUUUCCAUCGUACGGUUUGAACUGUGUCCAGAACAUCAUUGACUGUCAAGGUCAGCAUGCCACGUAUGACUCCGCACGUGGCUGCGUAUGCAAUGCAGGAUGGGAAGGUUCUGACUGUGGUUCGGAUGUGAACGAGUGUUUGGAUGCCAACAUUUGUGGAGAUGUGGACAAAGUGUGCACAAACAACAGAGGUUCUUAUACAUGUUCUUGUCGGGAUGGUUUCCAGCAACAAGCUGAUAGUACAUGUGCAGAUAUUGACGAAUGCUCUGACAUAACUGCAAAUUCUUGUGAACAAGUUUGUACCAAUACGGUCGGUGGGUAUUCGUGUGGUUGUAAUGCGGGUUACAAUGUCGAUCCCAGUGACGCUACCAAAUGCGUAGACAUAAAUGAAUGUACUGGUGGAACUUCUGGAUGCGAGCAGAUAUGUGUGAACAUUGAUGGAGGUUUUAAUUGUGCCUGUAAUCCUGGCUAUGAACUGACAGCAGACAGAAAAACAUGCAAGAAAUUGGAAGAUGUGUGCAGGGCUUUUACCUCAAAGAACUGUUCAGAUAUCUGCACAGUUGUGAACAACGCUCCCGUUUGUUCUUGUGGCAACGGCUUUUAUCUUGGUACCGAUGAGCAGACUUGUAUAGAUGUGAACGAAUGUGACAAUAAUACAUUAAACCUGUGUUCUGUGAAGUCCUCGUGCGUCAAUAUAGAUGGUGGUUACACGUGCUCCUGUGAGGCCGGAUUUAGACUGGAAAAUGAUCAAAGAACAUGCACAGGAUGUGAUGAAUUUACGUUCGGCGUGAAUUGCGCAAAUAAAUGUGACUGCGGUGUUGGUGCUUCAUCUUGUGACUCUGUUACUGGCUGUGUGUGUAAGGACGGUUGGACCGGCGACAAGUGUGAUUCUGACAAGGAUGAGUGCCAGACCAACGUUUGCAAAGCCGCCAAUGAGCAGUGUGUGAAUACCCCAGGGUCUUAUGAAUGUCAGUGUAAAUCCGGCUAUGAGAAGGACGGCAAUGGAGCUUGCAUAAACAUCAACGAAUGUAACGACCCAGUACUAAACACGUGCAGUCAGGUUUGCGACGACACGGACGGUAGUUUUGACUGUAGCUGCAAUGUGGGCUUUGUACAGGAUGGAAACAGUUGCAAUGACAUCAAUGAGUGUGAAGGUGCGCAUGGAUGUGAACAGAUUUGUACAAACUUGAUAGGAAGUUAUAGAUGUUCAUGUCCAGACAACUACCAACUCAACGAGGACAAGAGGACUUGUUCUGCUAUUAACGCAUGCGCAGAUCCCAACUUUUGUAGUGGCGGUGCCAUAUGCGCACAAGUGAAUGGAAAUGACACCUGUUCGUGCAAGACAGGUUAUGUUUUCGAUACCGGUUCCACUACAUCAUGCGUUGAUAUAAAGGAGUGUUCCGAUGCUAGCUUGAACAACUGUAACCAGAAGUGCACAGAAUUGCCCGGAAGCUACUCCUGUUCUUGUAACCAAGCUGGUUACAAACUGGACGCGGACGAGCAGACGUGUAUUGUUUGCGAAGAGGGUACAUAUGGGAACAAUUGUACCGAAACAUGUGCAUGUGAGAUCGCUAAUAGCAACACGAAGUCAUGUGACAACGUGAAUGGCUCGUGCACGUGUAAUCCUGGCUGGGAAGGCACUACGUGCGCUACUAAUAUCAACGAAUGUAGCACAUUGACUGAGCCCUGUCCGCCAAAUUCGGCCUGUGUGGACAACGACGGAUCUUACACGUGCGUUUGUAGCACGGGUUACCUAAAGGCAGGGGAUGGUACUUGUUCAGCUUGUGACUCAAGACACUAUGGAGUAAACUGCGCACAGGAAUGUGCAUGUAUUGCCGCCAACACUGAUGUUUGUGAUAAGAUCAACGGUGAUUGCACAUGCGCAAGCGGCUGGACCGGAAGCACGUGUAGCGAAAACAUUGAUGAAUGCCAGACGGCAAAUAUUUGUAAUGAUACUUUAAAGACCUGUAGUGACACCAGUGGAUCUUUCACAUGCUCCUGUAUCGACGGUUACACAGUGAAUAGUGAAAACGUUUGCAUAGAUAACAAUGAGUGUCUAUUGGGGACCGAUACUUGCACGGAUCCAGGGCAGAAAUGUGUUAACGCGGUGCCAAGUUUCACGUGUGCUUGUUCAGCCGGGUAUACUGGAACCACAACAUGUACACCUUGCGGUGCCAAUACUUGGGGCGAACAGUGUGUAAAUAGCUGCUCCUGCAACGGGACGAACACGGUAAGGUGCGAUCCGGCUGUUGGCUGUGUGUGCAAGCAAGGUUGGACAGGUGACGACUGCGGACAAGACGUGGAUGAAUGUGCACUAGGGACUGAUAACUGCGUGGCUAAUGCUGUUUGCACAAACACUGAAGGAAAUUUCACGUGCGCAUGUGCAGUAGGAUAUCAGAGCGUCGGUGAUUCGUGUAUCUCUUGCAGCAACAAUGGCCAUGGAGAUUCGUGCGGAACACCUUGCGAUUGUGUUGAUGCAAAUGCAAUAAAUGUCAAUCAGUCUUGUAAUCACAUAACUGGCAAAUGCGAAUGCAAGGCUACAUGGACCGGAAACAGAUGCCAGACGGAUGUAGACGAGUGCGCCGCAGAUUCGAAUUUGUGCAAGGACAAACCAAGCCAAGGCUGUCAUAAUUUAGACGGUGGUUAUGAAUGUUCCUGUUUCUUGGGCUUUGAUAGAAAUCAAGAUGGAACGUGUGAAAUUAGUAGUGUAAAUGUGACAAGUGUGCCAGUACCAGCGGAUGCGGUUGGAAUUGACAUGUUUGUGAGUCUGAAUCUAAGCGUUGAUACAGUAUCACUGAGUGCCAACUUGACCAUAAAGCUGACCAAUGCCGAAUACAAGGCCGAAACAGAACGUGCGCUUACGCAAUAUUUUGAGGGUAUCAUGGAAAGUACGAAUCUCCAGGCGGUCAAGGUGUAUUUAGUUGCUGAGGGAAGUCUUGACGCCAACCUCAUAGUGCUGAUAGCUAACACAGAUGCAGCAAAGAAAGAUUUCUCUAAAGCUGUAUAUGGUUUCCGUGGAACACCAAUUGAUAUCUUCGGACAGAGCACGUUCGCUACACAACUGCGUGUUGGAACGACAUCCGUUGAUCCGCAAACAGCCACAGAAACAGUUAUCAAGUGUAUUGCUUUAGCCGAAGCUAAUGGACAGUGUAUAGGCGACGAAGAAUGUGUCAUUGAAAAUGGCCAGCCUAUAUGCAGGGUGAAAACAACAGACAACUUUGCAUUGGUUAUAGGUUUAGGAGUCGGAAUACCUCUGUUUUUCAUAGCUGUACUCAUUAUAGCUGUGUGUAUUCUAUACGUCACCAAAAGAAACAGACAUCAUAGAUAUGGAUACAGAUCAAGUGAAUUUGAUAGACAAACUUUAGACCGGGGUGGUUUCUUCCCAACCGUUAUGCCAACCAAGAUCAACACGAUUGGACGAAAUGACCCCGUAUAUAUACCAUACAAUUGGGAUGACCAAUCUACUAUAACAUCAUCAUCUACAGACGAAAUUCGUGACAAGAAACGACGACGAAGGCGUCGUGGAGAAACCUAUCCCGUUGUAGAAGACGACGAAGCUUAUUAUAGCAAUGCUCCUAACAAUUUUUCCUGGGAUUUUAUGUACAACUAUAUAGGACCAAAUGAAAAGUAUGAAAUUCAAAGACCAAAGCAUGUAUGUGUAGCAUUCCAUUGUUCCUGUCGCCUUCUAGAUAAAAAAUGGCGGCGUAAGAACUUUAAGUAUCGAAAAGAGACAUUUAUUGAAGCGAAAAGGAGUAACAAAAGAGCAAUGAAGUCGUCUGUGAAAUGGCAUAUAAAGAUGAUCUCAAUACUUUCAUUCUUUGUCUGUAUUUCGACAUUAGUAUCCGCAAAUGGUUCGACAACCAAUACACCUAGUGCAUCGACAACAUUAGAUGCCAUAACGGCAGCUGCAGAUACAUCAACAACCAUAUCCACUACUGCUCAACAACCAACAACAACUGAUGCACCAAGUACAAGCUCGUCAGUAAUGACAUCAACGACAACGGUAGCCCAAACAACACAAGGUCAGACCACAACGGAUGCUCCGUCAUCAACUACGGAGUCUCAAACAACACAAGGUCAAAAAAUAACGGAUGCUCCGUCAUCAACUACGGAAUCUCAAACAGCGCAAGGUCAUAAAACAACGGAUGCUCCGUCAACAACUACAACUAACGCACCAUCGACAACAACUGAGUCACAAACAACCUCAACAACACAAGCUCAGACUACAACAGAUACGCAAUCGACAACAACUGAGUCACAAACAACCUCAACAACACAGGCUCAAACUACAACUGAUGCACCAUCGACAACAACUGAGUCACAAACAACCUCAACAACAACAGAGUCACAAACAACCUCAACAACACAAUCUCAGACUACAACUGAUGCACCAUCGACAACAACAGAGUCACAAACAACCUCAGCAACAACAGAGUCACAAACAACCUCAACAACACAAGCUCAAACUACAACUGAUACACCAUCGACAACAACAGAAUCACAAACAACCUCAACAACACAAGCUCAGACUACAACUGAUGCACCAUCGACAACAACUGAGUCACAAACAACCUCAACAACAACAGAGUCACAAACAACCUCAACAACACAAGCUCAGACUACAACUGAUACACCGUCGACAACAACUGAGUCACAAACAACCUCAGCAACACAAUCUCAAACUACAACUGAUGCACCAUCGACAACAUCUGAGUCACAAACAACCUCAACAACAACAGAGUCACAAACAACCCCAACAACACAAGCUCAGACUACAACUAAUACGCCAUCGACAACAACUGAGUCACAAACAACCUCAACAACACAAGGUCAGACUACAACUGAUGCACCAUCGACAACAACUGAGUCAAAAACAACCUCAACAACACAAGCUCAAACUACAACUGAUGCACCAUCGACGACAACUGAAUCAAAAACAACCUCAACAACACAAGCUCAGACUACAACUGAUGCUCCAUCGACAACAACUGAGUCACAAACAACCUCAACAACACAAGCUCAGACUACAACUGAUGCACCAUCGACAACAACAGAGUCAACAACCUCGACAACACAAGCUCAGACUACAACUGAUGCACCAUCGACAACAACUGAAUCACAAACAACCUCGACAACACAAGGUCAGACUACAACUGAUGCACCAUCGACAACAACUGAGUCACAAACAACCUCGACAACACAAGGUCAGACUACAACUGAUGCACCUUCGACAACAACUGAAUCUCUAACAACUUCAACAACACAAGCUCAGACUACAACUGAUGCUACAUCGACAACAACUGAGUCACAAACAACCUCAAGAACACAGGCUCAAACUACAACUGAUGCACCAUCGACAACAACUGAAUCACAAACAACCUCGACAACACAAGGUCAGACUACAACUGAUGCACCAUCGACAACAACUGAAUCACAAACAACCUCGACAACACAAGUUCAGACUACAACUGAUGCACCAUCGACAACAUCUGAGUCACAAACAACCUCAACAACAACAGAGUCACAAACAACCUCAACAACACAAGCUCAAACUACAACUGAUGCACCAUCGACAACAACUGAAUCACAAACAACCUCGACAACACAAGGUCAGACUACAACUGAUGCUACAUCGACAACAACUGAGUCACAAACAACCUCAACAACACAGGCUCAAACUACAACUGAUGCACCAUCGACAACAACUGAAUCACAAACAACCUCGACAACACAAGGUCAGACUACAACUGAUGCACCAUCGACAACAACUGAAUCACAAACAACCUCGACAACACAAGCUCAGACUACAGCAGAUACACCGUCGACAACAACUGAAUCACAAACAACCUCAACAACACAAGCUCAGACUACAACUGCUCAGACUACAACUGAUGCACCUUCGACAACAACUGAAUCUCUAACAACUUCAACAACACAAGCUCAAACUACAACUGAUGCACCAUCGACAAAACGAUCACAACACUCGACAACAAAGCUCAACCUACAUGAUGCACCAUCGACAACAACUGAGUCACAAACAACCUCAACAACACAAGCUCAGACUACAACUGAUACACCAUCGACAACAACAGAAUCACAAACAACCUCAACAACACAAGUUCAGACUACAACUGAUGCACCAUCGACAACAUCUGAGUCACAAACAACCUCAACAACAACAGAGUCACAAACAACCUCAACAACACAAGCUCAGACUACAACUGAUGCACCAUCGACAACAACAGAAUCACAAACAACGUCAACAACACAACCAACUACAACUGAUGCACCAUCGACAACAACUGAAUCACAAACAACGUCAACAACACAAGCUCAGACUACAACUGAUGCACCAUCGACAACAACUGAGUCACAAACAACCUCAACAACACAAGGUCAGACUACAACUGAUGCACCAUCGACAACAACUGAAUCAAAAACAACCUCAACGACACAAGCUCAGACUACAACUGAUGCACCAUCGACAACAACAGAAUCACAAACAACCUCAACAACACAAGCUCAGAUUACACCUGAUGAACCAUCGACAACAACUGAGUCACAAACAACCUCAACAACACAAGCUCAAACUACAACUGAUGCACCAUCGGCAACAACAGAGUCACAAACAACCUCGACAACACAAGCUCAACCUACAACUGAUGCUACAUCGACAACAACAGAAUCACAAACAACCUCAACAACACAAACUCAGAUUACAACUGAUGCACAAUCAACAACAACUGAGUCACAAACAACCUCAACAACACAAGCUCAAACUACAACUGAUGCACCAUCGACAACAACUGAGUCACAAACAACCUCAACAACACAAGCUCAGACUACAACUGAUGCACCAUCGACAACAACUGAGUCACAAACAACCUCAACAACACAAGCUCAAACUACAACUGAUGCACCAUCGACAACAACUGAGUCACGAACAACCUCAACAACACAAGCUCAGACUACAACUUAUGCACCAUCGACAACAACUGAGUCACAAACAACCUCAACAACACAAGCUCAAACUACAACUGAUGCACCAUCGACAACAACAGAAUCAAAAACAACCUCAACAACACAAGCUCAGACUACAACAGAUGUAAAAUCGACUACAACAGACUCACAAACAACCACAACAACACAAGCUCAGACUACAACUGAUACACCAUCGACAACAACUGAAUCACAAACAACCUCAACAACACAAGCUCAAACUACAACUGAUGCACUAUCGACAACAACUGAGUCACAAACAACCUCAACAACACAAGCUCAAACUACAACUGAUGAACCAUCGACAACAACUGAGUCACAAACAACCUCGACAACACAAGCUCAGACUACAACUGAUGCACCAUCGACAACAACUGAAUCACAAACAACCUCAACAACACAAGGUCAGACUACAACUGAUGCACCAUCGACAACAACUGAAUCAAAAACAACCUCAACAACACAAGCUCAGACUACAACCGAUACACCAUCGACAACAACUGAAUCACAAACAACCUCAACAACACAAGUUCAGACUACAACUGAUGCACCAUCGACAACAACUGAAUCAGAAACAACAACGAAACCUGGUACAACUGUUGGACCUUCAACCACCGUAGCUGAUACAACUGUUGGGCCAACAACUACGGUAGCUGAUACAACUGUUGGACCCACCACUACGGUAGCUGAUACAACAGUUGGACCAACAACAACUGUAGCUGAUACAACUAUUGGAUCCACCACAACAGUAGCUGAUACAACUGUUGGGCCAACAACAACAGUAGCUGAUACAACUGUUGGGCCCACCACAACGGUAGCUUAUACAACAGUUGGGCCAACAACAACAGUAGCUGAUACAACUAUUGGAUCCACCACAACAGUAGCUGAUACAACUAUUGGACCAACAACAACAGUAGCUGAUACAACUAUUGGAUCCACCACAACAGUAGCUGAUACAACUGUUGGAUCAACAACAACGGUAGCUGAUACAACUAUUGGAUCCACCACAAAAGUAGCUGAUACAACUGUUGGAACAACUACAACAGUAGCUGAUACAACUAUUGUAUCCACCACAAUAGUAGCUGAUACAACUGUUGGACCAACAACAACGGUAGCUGAUACAACUAUUGAAUCCACCACAACAGUAGUUGAUACAACUGUUGGACCAACAACAACGGUAGCUGAUACAACUGUUGGAUCAACAACAACGGUAGCUGAUACAACUGUUGGACCCACCACAACAGUAGCUGACACAACUGAUAGACCUACAACAACAGCAGCUGAUACAACUAUUGCAUCUACCACAACAGUAGCUGAUACAACUGUUGGACCCACCACAACUGUGGCUGACACAACUUUUGGACCUACAACAACAGUAGCUGAUACAACUAUUGGAUCUACCACAACAGUAGCUGAUACAACUGUUGGACCUACAACGACAGUAGCUGAUACAACUGUUGGACCAACAACAACAGUAGCUGAUACAACUGUUGGACCUACAACGACAGUAGCUGAUACAACUGUUGGACCCAUCACAACAGUAGCUGAUACAACUGUUGGACCAACCACAACAGUAGCUGAUACAACUGUUGAACCUACAACAACAGUAGCUGAUACAACUGUUAGACCAACAACAACGGUAUCUACUGUUGCACCUACAACAACAGUAGCUGAUACAACUGUUGGACCCAUCACAACAGUUGCUGAUACAACUGUUGGACCAACCACAACGGUAGCUGAUACAACUGUUGAACCCACCACAACGGUAGCUGAUACAACUGUUGAACCAACAACAACAGUAGCUGAUACAACUGUUGGAUCCACCACAACAGUAGCUGAUACAACUGUUGGACCAACAACAACAGUAGCUGAUACAACUGUUGGACCCAUCACAACAGUUGCUGAUACAACUGUUGGACCAACCACAACGGUACCUGAUACAACUGUUGGACUCACCACAACGGUAGCUGAUACAACUUUUGGGCCAACAACAACAGUAGCUGAUACAACUGUUGGAUCCACCACAACAGUAGCUGAUACAACUGUUGGACCAACAACAACAGUAUCUGGUACAACUGUUGGACCAACAACAACCGUAUCUGAUACAAGUGUUGGACCCACCACAACAGUAGCUGAUACAACUGUUGGACCUACAACAACAGUAGCUGAUACAACUGUCGGACCUACAACAACAGUAGCUGGUACAACUGUUGGACCAACAACAACGGUAGCUGAUACAACUGUUGGACCAACAGCAACAGUAGCUGAUACAACUGUUGGAACAACAACAACGGUAGCUGAUACAACUGUUGGACCCACCACAACAGUAGCUGAUACAACUGAUGGACCAACAACAACGGUAGCUGAUACAACUGUUGGACCCACCACAACAGUAGCUGAUACAACUGUUGGACCAACAACAACGGUAGCUGAUACAACUGUUGGACCAACUACGACGGUAGCUGAUACAACUGUUGGACCAACAACAACAGCAGCUGAUACAACUGUUGGGCCAACAACAACAGCAGCUGAUACAACUGUCGGACCUACAACAACAGUAGCUGAUACAACUGUUGGAUCCACCACAACAGUAGCUGAUACAACUGUUGGACCAACCACAACGGUAGCUGAUACAACUGUUGGACCCACCACAACAGUAGCUGAUACAACUGUUGGACCAACCACAACGGUAGCUGAUACAACUGUUGCACCAACUACGACGGUAGCUGAUACAACUGUUGCACCAACUACGACGGUAGCUGAUACAACUGUUGGACCAACAACAACAGCAGCUGAUACAACUGUCGGACCUACAACAACAGUAGCUGAUACAACUGUUGGACCCACCACAACAGUAGCUUAUACAACUGUUAGACCCACCACAACGGUAGCUGAUACAACUGUUAGACCCACCACAACGGUAGCUGAUACAACUGUUGCACAAACUACAACGGUAGCUGAUACAACUGUUGCACCAACAACAACAGCUCCUCCAACACUUAUUACCGGCUUACGUCUCGGCUAUGGUGAAACUACUGGUGACAACGUUAUGCCGGGAACCGAUGAUGAGUGCAACGUACAGAUCAAUACAGAAUAUGAUGUUCCGUUUAGGGAACAGAAAUUUAGGAAAAUAUUUGUGUGUGCAAAUGGACUCAUAUGUUUCAACAGGCGUUACGAAAGUUACACAAUUCCCGUCAAUGACGAGACUAGCUCGGACUUAAAUAAUAUAUAUUGUCUGGCUCCCUACUUCGCUGAUAUUGACGUGGAAAACUCUGGCAAAGUGUGGUACCAGGCUUAUGAUGCCACUUCGGAGGAUAUUUCGGAGACUAGUGAAGUUUUCGUAACGGUGAAAAAUCUUAUGAAUGCAACUUACGGUGUGGAUUACAAUCCAGUAUACAUUCUUAAAGCAACAUGGGAUAAUGCGCCAAAGUACGGGGGAAACGCCAGUGAGACGGUAACAUUUCAAGUAAUUUACGUGACGGAUGGUGUUACUGCUUACACGUUCUAUAACUACGAACCGGAUGGCAUGAACUUUUUAUCCGAACCACAGUUUAUUGGGCUCCUUAUCAAUGGGACGGCUGAAGGGUUAAAUGAUAGCCCCGACGGUUCUUACCUUCGACGACCCGACGAAAACCUCAUCUUGGAAUUAUACAAAGGAGCUGCAAGCUUCGAGGUGACCUUAGAACAAGAGGAACAAGGAGCUAACUACCGUGUCAGAUGCAAGUCCUGGCAUAAGGCUGAGAGAUCCCGAAUAACUACGUACAGAACGGAACUGGAUAAGAUGCCGCUGUGCCCAUGCGUGUCUCUCUUCCUCUUUUUCGAUAGACGCUUUGGAUUUUCAUCUUUAGAUUUGGAUUCUGGGACGUUUACAGUUCCGGUUUUCCCAGCAAGAGACUAUGCUCCGUAUGGAAAGACAUGUUCAUACAACAUUUGGACCGGAAGUUUCAUUGGCUCUGGUAGAAGUGCUGGGUCAUUCAAUGCUUACAAUGAAUUGAUUGACCCCAGACAACAUCAGCUCAAGGACACGUUCUAUAAGAACGUCUGCUGCGACCAGUCUGAUCUUUGUGACCUCUAUUAUGACGUCAGACCUACGCAUAACUGCUACUCAGUAUUUCCAUUCAGAUUUGGUGGUGGCUUUGGCGACCCUCACAUUGCUACACUUGAUGGACGAACUUACACCUUCAACGGCCAUGGCGAAUAUAUUCUUCUUCGAAUUCCAACGGCAAACUUUGAAAUCCAAAGCAGGACAGAACGUGCAGAAAAGUCCGAUGGUACUGAAUCAGAAGCGACCAUCUUUACAGCAUUCGCAAUAGAGUCUGCGGGUACCUGGCUUCAGGUGGAAAUUAACUACGUUAAAACCGGCAUAAAUCUGUUUGCUGGUUCCAAUAAAACCUAUUGGGCGGAUUUUACGGCAGACUUUUACGACAACGGUGACAGCUUCUCCUAUGUUUCAGACAGCCUUAGCAUGAGCCGUGAUAAUAACACGCUCGUGACAAGUUUCACGGCUACAGGUGUUGCAUUUAACGUUACUGUCGGAGUCGGUCUUCUACAAAUGGGCAUAGGUAUGAGGGAUGAUUACAAAUCAUUGACCGCUGGGUUGCUAGGCAACUUUAAUGACGAUGCUACAGAUGACCUUUUGCCGCGGAAUGCUGUGACCGCCCUUCCGAACACGGCUAAAGAGAGGGAGAUUUUCCAAGAUUUCGGACAGACAUGGUUGACCUCCUCGGUGGAGUCCAUUUUCAAAUAUGAUAAUGGCAAGUCGCACAGUGCAUACAGCUUCCCAGAUUUCGUACCGAAGUUUUUAGACGAGGCAAAUGAAACACUCGUUGCGGAAGCAACGUCACUUUGCGGCGAGGGCAACAACCAGUGCAUAUUUGACUAUGUGUUCACAGGCAAUGCGGAGUUAGCCGCGGCUACCACAGCAACAGAGUCCCAGGCUGCUGAAAAUACUGCCGAUGCAGCAAAUGUCGUGCCUAACGUAACUGUGAACAGUGGAACAACAUUAAUAGAGGGCCGUAAUUAUCUCUAUACGACCGUAAACCAAGUGUCAACAUUUACCCUCCUCGGGACGGACGACGGGACGUUAACCUACGAGUUUGUAAACACUACGGCGGAAGCCAGUCUCGGUACGCCUCAAAAUGACGGAACGGUAGACGUCAAUGUACUUGUCUCAAGUACAGAUCCGGUGUACGUCAGUGUCUCUGCGUCUGACGAUCGCGGAGUUAACGCCCCUGUUGUUGACAUUGUUGUUGUUCUGUGUACCGGAUGUAACGCACAUGGCGUAUGUAACAACAGCGUUAUACGAGAAGACCUAAAAUCUACAGACAGUUUCAAGUAUGCAACAUGUGUCUGCGAGCCCUACUGGACAGGAAUCGACUGUGAGUUGGACUUUGAUGGUUGUGAAGUAAACCCUUGUUCCGUGAACCGUACCUGUACUGACAGACCAGCUGAUGAACACAAGGCAAAUCCGUCCCUAAAGGCUUACACGUGCAGCCCGUGCCCGACCGGAUACCAAGAUAUUCAAGACAAAUGUCAAGAUGUCAAUGAAUGUAGUGACUCGACGGUGUGUUCUCAAGUGUGUGUGAAUACGGCAGGUAGUUAUUAUUGUCAGUGCAACAGCGGUUUCAGAUUGGCAGACGAUGGAACAAAUUGCACAGAUGUAAAUGAGUGUGAAGAGUCUACUAGCGGAUGUGACCAAAUUUGUACCAAUAACGCGGGAAGUUUCGUCUGCUCGUGUUAUUCUGGCUUCACCUAUAAUGAUGUUACUUCUACCUGCGAUAAAGAUAUAGCGGAUCCUGUUGGAUGUGAUACCAUUGAUUGUUCCAGUGCUGCUGGUUGUACAUUAAAUGAAACAAACGUACCUGUCUGUUUUUGUAAUAAUGGCUUCCAACUCCAAAACGGAAACACUUGCAACAACAUAGAUGAGUGUACCACGGGCGUGUGUUCACAGUCUUGUACGGAUACAGUCGGAAGUUUUACGUGCAGUUGUUAUACUGGUUUCAGGUUGCUGGAAGAUCAAGUUUCUUGUGAAGCAUGCAUUUUCCCGUAUUACGGAGUAAAUUGUGCCAGCACGUGCCAGUGUGGGCGUGGUUCGAGCGGCUGUGACCCGGUCCAGGGAUGCAUUUGUAAGAAUGGAUGGACGGGUACCAACUGUGAUACAGAUGUUGAUGAAUGCCUCGUUCCAAACGUGUGUGGAGAUGAGAACAAAAUAUGCACGAACACUGUUGGCUCAUACAGAUGCACGUGUCGUACGGGAUUUUCUUCCGUGAACGGAACUUGUACCGAUGUUGACGAAUGCAGUGACCCAGCGUUAAAUGUAUGUAACCAACUAUGCACGAAUACAAUCGGUGGUUUCUCGUGCAGCUGCAGGGCCGGAUACAACAUUGAUCCGACAGACGCAAAUAACUGCGUCGAUUUCGAUGAAUGUGCAGCGGGUAUAUCAGGGUGUGAGCAGAUUUGUACGAAUGCAGAGGGAAGAUUCAGCUGCGAAUGUUACUUUGGAUUUCUGCUGAAUGCCGACAGAAAAACAUGCACUGAAGUUUCAGAUCCAUGUACACUAUUCCCAGAAACAAAUUGUUCAGAUAUAUGUGUAGUGGUUAACCAAACCCCACUAUGUUACUGCAGUACGGGGUUUGUUCUGGGAGCAGAUCAGCAGACAUGCAUAGAUGUGAACGAAUGUGACCCCAGUUUAAGCCUCAACCAGUGCAGUGACCCUGAUACCUGUGUCAACUCGGCUGGUGGUUAUGAGUGUUCAUGCAAUCCAGGAUUUAAGCUUGAAAACGAUAUGAGGACUUGUAAAGAAUGCGAUGCUUUCCAUUAUGGUUUGGAAUGUGCUAAUGACUGUAAUUGUGGAGUUGGUGCAAGCAGGUGUGACUCCGUGACAGGCUGUGUCUGUGAGUCCGGGUGGACAGGGGACAAAUGUGACAUCGACAAGGAUGAAUGUGCAACCUUCCCUUGCACGGGAACUAACGAGCAGUGCACAAAUACUCCGGGAUCUUACGUGUGUGCUUGUGAGACAGGUUAUAGUAAAGAUAUCAACGGAAUAUGUAAAGACGUAGACGAAUGUUCCAGCGUUACUCUCAAUGACUGCGGUCAAAUCUGUACAAACACGAUGGGCAGCUAUCAGUGCAGCUGUAAUACCGGCUUCCAACAGGACGGAAAUGCAUGCAAUGAUAUCAAUGAGUGCGAUGGACAGAACGAGUGUUCUCAAGUGUGCACCAACACGGUUGGUAGCUACAGGUGUUCCUGUAGUCCAGGUUUCAAACUCGAUCUCACAGACCGAAAAACGUGUAUCCCUGCAGAACAGUGUGAUCCAUCCACAAACCCAUGUGGUGCAAAUACUGACUGUGCUGUUGUGAGUGGCACAGAUUCUUGUUUUUGUAAAGCUGGGUUCCAGUUUGUCUCUGGUUCUAACACAAUUUGCGAAGAUAUACUAGAAUGUUCCCAGAUACAGAGUCCAUGUUCCCAGGAAUGUACAGAGCUUGCAGGAAGUUAUCAAUGCUCCUGCAACAUUGAUGGUUACAAGCUAGAUGUUGAUCAGUCAACAUGCAUUGUUUGUCCAGAAGGCUCAUACGGAGAUGACUGCUUACAGAACUGUACAUGCGCAGUACUUACCACGUUGUCAUGUGACACGGUAACUGGCGCGUGCAACUGUAAACCUGGCUGGACCGGAAGUCAGUGCACUGAUGAUAUCAACGAGUGUCUAGAUCCAUUAGUCCACCAGUGUCCGGCAAACUCUCAAUGUGUUAAUACACUAGGGUCAUUUUAUUGCUCAUGUGACAUUGGAUACACCAAAGCUGGCAACGGAUCUUGUCAAGUUUGCGACAGCACUCACUGGGGACAAAACUGUGAGAACAGCUGCACGUGUGAUGUAUCGAACACACAAAGCUGUGAUCCUGUUGAUGGUUCAUGCACAUGUAACACAGGAUGGACGGGAAGCACGUGCUCUACCGAUUUAGAAGAAUGCACGUUGUCUCCAAACAUUUGUGGUGACGUUUUAAAAACAUGUCAGAAUACCCCAGGUUCUUUCUCGUGCAACUGUAUCAGUGGAUACACAAUCAAUAAUGUGGGCACGUGCAUAGACAACGACGAGUGUUUGCUUGGUACAUCCACGUGUCUUUACGAAUGCACGAAUAACCCAGGGUCGUUUGAGUGUUCGUGUUACCCAGGUUACUCUGGUACAGGAAACAGUUGUACACCAUGUGCAAGUGGUAACUGGGGAAUACAGUGUGCAAAUACGUGUAAUUGUAAUGUUACAUACACGACGCAAUGUGAUCCUGCCACCGGAUGUCAGUGUAUUUCUGGUUGGACCGGUGCAACGUGUUCUGAUGACAUUGAUGAAUGUGCUGAUGGUACACACACGUGCCCGGCUGAUUCCACGUGUGUGAACACCCCAGGAAGCUAUGAAUGUCCUUGCAAUACAGGCUACAAGAAUAACAAUAAUUUGUGUGCCAUUUGUUCAGACGAUACUUACGGUGAAGAGUGUGCAAGUUCAUGCGAUUGUGAAAACAGCAACGCCGUUGUUUCAAGUCAAUCUUGCAAUCACGUGACGGGUACAUGUGAAUGUCGUGCAACUUGGACUGGUUCCCGUUGUCAAACUGACGUUGACGAAUGUGCAGCUGGAACCAGUAAUUGUGAUUCAGUGCCAAAUCGAGGCUGCCAUAAUACGAUAGGUGGAUUUCAGUGCUCUUGUUUGUUGGGAUAUGAAAUAGACAACAAUGGCGAUUGUGUUCAAGGUGCGCCAACCACACCGGUACCUACGUCAGAAGGAGAAAUAACAGUUGUAGUCAGCGUCCGUCUAAAUUACACCAUUCAAACAUCAGUGGACCUUAGGGUCACGGCUACAUUCGACAUCUAUGCUGCAGAAGUCAGGACAGGACUUCUACAAUUUUUCGAAACUACGAUGGGAAGCAAUGUCAAAGAUGUUGUUGUUACAACAUUAACUAGCGGAAGUAUUGAUGCCAGUGUCGUAGUUCUAAUGUCCGACAGUGAAACUUCAGCCAAGCAAUUUUCACGUGCGGUGUUCAUUCUUGCAACUGGUGGCACGGUUGAGGUGUUUGAAGUUACAACAGUGACACAGGCGCUAGUUGUAGGAGAAGAAACCAUUGACUUGUCGUCUGACACUAAAAAGUCAGUGUUGUGUGCUGCAUAUUUCGAAGCAAGAGGAAGUACAUGUGCUGCGAAUGCAGAGUGUGUCAUAAUUGACGAGAAUCCACUGUGCCAACCGCUCAAGACAUCAGAUAACUUCCCUCUUGUGAUAGGACUUGGUGUCGGGGUACCUUUGUUCCUUAUCACCGCCCUCAUAAUUGCCAUAAUAGUAAUAUACGCCCUGAAGAACAGAAGGAAGAAGCGAUACCAUACUGAAGAUUUUGACAGGGGAUCUUUCAAUAAUGGAUUCUUCCCACAUACUAUACCAACCAAAAUAAGUACCUGGGGCCGUAACAACCCCGUGGGUCGUCUAUAUGGCCCCCAGAGCUGGGGUGAUGAGUCGGUGUCAGCGUCUACAGACGAAGGUAAACAUCACAGAACUAGGAGAGAUAAUGAAUUUAUGCGUACAGAUGAAAUGUAUUCGUACGAAAAUGGUUUAACUUCGAACUUCUCGUGGGAUUUUCUUUAUAAUUAUAUCCAUCCGCACGAAAGGUAUGAAAUUGCACGACCACAACACGAUCAGCAUCCCCACCCUGUGUUUACGCAAUGAGUCACGUAUUAAAAAUACCGGAUAUAUACAUUUAUAACAGCAUUCUUCUUAGAAGAAACGGCAUGUUGAGAAAGAUGGCUGACUCCGAAAGAAAGAAGCGGAUUUUUGAAAUCUUAAAGAAUGAUGUAGGAGGCCUACAUUAAUAUUUCCAGAAAACUAUCUUCAUGAGAUAGUUAACUAUAACUCAAAACUAUAGAAAAUUGCAAAAAGCGGAGUUGUGAUACGUUUUAGACAUAUGGAUGAUGGGAAGAACUCGAAGGUACAACUGGUUCGAAAAUUUAAUAGAAUAUACAUCGGGAUUGCAUUUGUAUUUGCAAUGGUAUUGCAACUUCAUGUACAAUGUCAUAGAGUGUUAUCUUAAAGUAAUUCAAAGGAGGUUUCGUUUAACGUUCUGCACGUGCAUGUAUUGUUGCUAUAAGUCAUUGUGUUAUUUAUUGAGAAUGUUGUGGAGAACUACAGUUAAGAACUGCUUGUAUACAAGAUAUUAUGAAUUUGUGUAUUAGAAAUUAUGCGGAAUAUGCCUCAGAAACUGAAAUAGAGAUCGGGGUAUUCGUUAUGAAUCAUUUCUUUUAUAAAUGGCAAGAUAUAUAAUUCACAAAUUUAAACACAGUACUAACUUUUCACACUUUACGGCACAGGCAAUACGAUGUUAUGAUUACUUGGAAACUGAAAUAUGCUUAUUUAAAAGAAAUAAAAUUAGAAGGGGAUUGAGAGAGGGGAUUGUUACUGGAGCAGACGACAAUAAUUGUAACAUGUGAUACGUCGAGUGUAUUAGUAUACAAAUCAAAGUGUUUUAAUUUUUAGUUAUCCUCGUGAUCCAUAGCAUUAUUGUUUUGCCUUACUGGACUUCAACUAGUCUUCUGUAAUAAGAUGACGUUUUUUGCACGAUUUUACUUACACUUUCACCAGGACGGACUUUCCAUUGAAGAAUGUCGCGCAUGCGCAUGGAUAGUUUCACUUUUUCAUUUAUAUUUUUAUGUGUACAGUAUGUAGAUAUUGUGAAAUUUAAUAUUUUUCCAAAUAAAAAGCCAUAAUAAUUAUUUUUAUCAGUGUAAAUAGUGUGUUGAAGUUUUAUGUUUUAUUUAGAACCACCGUUCUAAUACGAUACUCAAUGUUAUGUUUUAUAGAAUAUAUUUUUCCAUUUUGUUUUAGAUCUAUUGUUUUCAUACAUUUCAAGAUAUUAAACAUGCUAUAUGAAAUGUUCUUUACAAUGAUAAUUUACAGUAUAUUACAUUCAUGGAAGUUCUAUGAGUGUAAAAAUAGUUUAUAGUUUUUAUAUAUAUUGUUGUUGUUGCUUUAGAUAUAUGUUGAAGAAUAAUGUACAUUUAAAAAGUAUAUAAUACUCAUUGGCCUGUAAGAAUUAUUACAUAUCAUGAUUAUAUUUAUGCAAUAAAUAAUUCAAAGAAAA
Messenger RNA from Mercenaria mercenaria, 21767 nucleotides. RefSeq lists its product as uncharacterized. Lineage: Eukaryota; Metazoa; Mollusca; Bivalvia; Venerida; Veneridae. Gene Ontology annotation, molecular function: calcium ion binding. The transcript is spliced from 87 exons. The coding region runs from base 314 to 20359 and encodes 6681 amino acids. The record is from RefSeq and is a predicted model, not a curated record. Gene Ontology annotation, biological process: cell-matrix adhesion.